AGGACAGUGGGGUAUAUGCGGAGGGAGGCAACGAGAAGCUGAGGAUUCCGCCGCCAUGGAGGUCCUGGUGCUGGUUGACUUUGAGGGCCAGCUGAGCGAUGAGUUGAAGAUCAAAGCCGGCAACAUCAUCUACAAGGUGCAUCCAGGCCCGGAAGAGGGGUGGUUCCAGGGCGAACUGGAGGGCAGGACAGGGUUCUUCCCUCAGCAGUUUGUACAGGAAAUCCCAGCAAGUCUCCGAGCAGAGGGCUCCCAGCGGUGUCCCCGAUCCGUCCGCAGUGUCCAUGCUGUAAAAAAGCAGCCCCUGCCGAAGCAGCGCUGGUGCCGGGUCACCUUCCCUUACACCCCGGUCAAGGAAGAUGAGCUGGCAUUGUGCCCCGGAGAGCUGGUGCAGAUCUUGGAGGAGAUUGAGGAUGGCUGGUGGCUGGGCAAGAAGAGCGGGCAGCUGGGGGCCUUCCCCUCCAACUUCGUGCAAGAACUGGGCAGCCAACCGCCAGCAGAGCCAAUUUUCCCAGAGCCCAAACUGGGGGCAGCAAAACAACGGCCCAAAGUGACAGAUGAGACAUUCAUGCUGACCGAGGAGGCUGAGGCCGGGAAGCCAGAGAUGGUGAUGGAGAAGCCUGUUCCUGUGAUCCCAAAGGCCCAGAUGCCACAAACCUCUGCAGGUGACUCGCCUCAGUAUUGCCGAGUCAUGUUUGAUUAUGAGCCGGCGCACGAAGAUGAGCUGCCGCUCCGGAAGGGUGACUUGGUUCUCUUGCUGAACAAGGACACACUGGAUGUGGGCUGGUGGGAAGGGCAGAUCCACGGCAAGAGGGGUCUCUUCCCUGACAACUUUGUCAUGCCUUUGACCCAAGUGCCACCUGGGAUCAAAUCCCAAGUGCCAGCCAGGAUCAAAGACUCUGCCACCAAGUCAGCCAAGAAGUCCUUCCAAGGCAACAAAGUGGACUUAAGACACCUUGGAGACCACAAAGACGCAAAGGAGCAGAAGAAGACAGAUGCGCCCAAGUCGAAUCCUCCUGUGAAGAAGGUGCCACCUCCCCUUCCUGUAUCUGCAAAGGCCAGACCAGUCCCUCCUGUGCCCCAGAAAUCCUCAAAUAUUCCCAUUUCCUGCACGUCAACCCCUGGGGGGAAAGGCAAGCCUAAUGAGGCAGAAACACCUCCUUUCGAUGCCCUCCUUGUUCCCAGUGCCAAACUGAGCCACCCGACAGCUGACCGCCCCAAAAUGCCAGGGAAGAGGCCUCCCAGCCAGCCGGCGGCAGGCUCAGCG
Gekko japonicus is the source of this 1264-nucleotide messenger RNA. Its product is annotated as SH3 domain-containing kinase-binding protein 1-like. Gene Ontology annotation, molecular function: protein binding. The annotation marks the transcript as partial. Lineage: Eukaryota; Metazoa; Chordata; Lepidosauria; Squamata; Gekkonidae. The record is from RefSeq and is a predicted model, not a curated record. The transcript is spliced from 14 exons.